Molecule: messenger RNA, 1326 nt
Organism: Erpetoichthys calabaricus (reedfish)
Lineage: Eukaryota; Metazoa; Chordata; Cladistia; Polypteriformes; Polypteridae
Product: 5-hydroxytryptamine receptor 3A-like
Exons: 9
Coding region: 1-1326 (441 amino acids)
Biological process (GO): regulation of membrane potential; signal transduction; monoatomic ion transmembrane transport
Cellular component (GO): synapse; postsynaptic membrane; neuron projection
Molecular function (GO): transmembrane signaling receptor activity; extracellular ligand-gated monoatomic ion channel activity; neurotransmitter receptor activity
Source: RefSeq, a predicted model, not a curated record
AUGACCAUCAUCUCCACCACAGAUCUUAACUUUACUGACUAUGAGUAUGUGCAAUUUUUUGAAACAUUUAAAGACGUCAUAAGCAACAAGUUUCUAAGACCUGUGAGAAACUGGACAAUCCCUGUGCAGCUGAACAUCACUUUGACCCUCUAUGAGAUCAUUGGCGUGGAUGAGAAAUCCCACAUUUUGAAAACAUACAUCUGGCUCCGGCAGUUUUGGUAUAAUGAAUUCUUGGUUUGGGACCCAAAAGACUUUAAUGGAUUGGCAAAAGUAUCUAUCCCAGUGGACAACAUUUGGCGUCCUGACAUCUAUGUCUAUGAGUUUGUGGAAGAAGACUUAUCUCCACAGAUCCCAUACCUGUAUGUGAGAAACACAGGCAGAGUCACUCACGAUAAACCCUUACGCAUCAUCAGCUCCUGCAACUUGGACAUCUUCUACUUUCCAUUUGACAUCCAGACAUGCACUCUGUCCUUGGGUUCCUAUUUGCACACAGCAAAGGAUAUAGUGCUGGACCUGCUUCAAACACCGGAGGAAAUCACUCGCGAAUCAAAAGUCAACAUCCAGAGCAAAGGAGAGUGGGAACUGCUUUUUAUAGAGGCUCACACAACAACAUGGCAGCUGCAAGGUGAAGACUGGUCCAAAGUCAUCUUUAAGGUGAGGAUGAAAAGGAGGCCCCUGCUAUACUUAGUCAACCUCAUUGUUCCCAGUGCCUUUCUCAUGGUGAUCGACCUUUUCAGCUUCUAUUUGCCCUUACACAGAGUAGAUCGUGGGGCUUUCAAAAUGACCCUUCUUCUUGGGUACACGGUGUUCCUACUCAUCAUGAAUGACCUACUGCCCAACAAUGCUGGUGGCACUCCAAUUAUAGGUAUCUAUUUCUCUGUAUGCCUAGCCUUAAUGGUCAUAAGCCUAAUGGAGACAAUUUUUGUCAUGAAUAUUUUACAUCAGACACGGUCCAAUGUGCUUGAAGUUCCACCUUUUCUCCGAACUCUGACUUUUAGUAUCAUUGCAAAACUCAUCUGUUCUGAGCCCGCUGAUGAAGAAAAGGGCAGUAUGGAGAACGAGGUCCAGCAAGUUUUGGAUAUGCCUGAGAACCUGAAGAGUCCUCCACUAACACAGAUGCUCUUGAAGAAGCUUUCUGAAGAUAUCUUUGCCAUUCGGAGUCACUUGGACAGCAAGAAUAAGAAGGCACUCAUGCAAAUUUACAUCAACUUCCUUCUCAGUAAACUGGCCAACAGGUCAGGAAUAUUUCAGCUUAGCUUCUCCCUGUCAUGCACAAUGUAUUGGAAGCCAUUAACUGAUAAUGGUAGCAGUAUCCAGUUCUCCUAA